GUCCCUCCUUUUUUUUUGUUCUCUUAUUCCAAGUCCAGUUUUUUUCAUUCUUUUCCCAUCUAUCCAGCCUCUCUUUGUCUCUGGAAACAGUCGAAGAGAAAAGACCGGCAACAUGUUACCCACCAUAGGCACCAUGGCCUACGGCCUCUACAGCCUCCUCCUAACCUCCACCAUCCUCGUUGACGCCGCCUCCAUAAACCUCACUCCCACCGAACGCUACCUCCAAGACUCGGCCCCCAAGCUGGCCGGCAUCAAAUACACCGUCCCCAAGGCCGUCCUCGGAUCGCAUCCCAACACCCGCAAGCUCGAAGUCGCCCACUCCUUCCAAACCCUUCAAGGCGUCUCCCACUCCAUUGGCGGCUCCAGCAGCGGCACCACCCCCCGCGCCGUGAACCGCCGCUCCGCCGCCUCCAUCCUCGGCCAACACCAACGCCGUCUGCGCCAAAACUCCGUCCACACCCACGGUAGCCAUGGUGGCGGCAGCAACAAUGGAGAAGAAGAAGAAGGUGAAGAAGGCUCCGCCUACGGCUACGAAAACGUCACAGUCACCACCGCCUACGGCACCCAAUACGCCGCCGAAGUCCACUGGAACUCGGUCCCCCUCUUACUGCUUCUCGACACGGGCUCCUCCGACACGUGGGCCAUCACCCACAACUUUUCCUGUCUCGAUUACCUGGGCAACGACGUCCCGCAAAAGACGUGCGGUUUGACGAAUGCGUAUUUGGGGGGGAUGCCCACCGGGUCUGGGUCUGGGUCUGGGUCCGGUUCGGGAUCGGGUGAGGGGGGAGAGGGAGGCGAGGGUGGUGAUGGAAGUGGUGGAAGUGGACUAGGCGGUGGUGAUGGACAUGAAUCCUACAACCAGCUUUACUACCCGCCGUUGUUCACGAGUAUGGUUAACCAGGGGUCGGUGCCGCCGCUGUUUAGUAUCACGAUUGAUCGGAAUGCUAGCUCGGGGUUGUUGGCUUGGGGUGGGUUGCCGCCUGCUACGGGGCUGGAGAAGGGGAAGGAUGUGGAGUUGGAUAUGAUUAUUACAAACCUAAUCGACGUCCCCGAGACCGCCUACGACUACUCCUUCUACACCGUCAUUCCCGAUGGGUGGCAAUUCGGCCCCAACACCAACACGAGAAAAUUCCCUUAUAUCGUCGACAGCGGAACGACUCUUUGCUACCUCCCGUCUGCCGAAGCCCAACAAAUCAACACGGCAUUCAACCCCCCCGCCAUCUACCUCUGGAUGUACGGCGCCUACUUCACCUCGUGCGACGCCAUCGUGCCGCGCGUCGGCGUGAUCUUGGGCGGAAAAACAUUUUACUUGAAUCCUGUCGACUUGAUCAAUCAAGACAUGGUCGAUCCGUUGACGGGGCUGUGCAUGACGGCCAUUGCGGACGGCGGGGCCGGGCCGUAUAUUCUGGGGGAUGUGUUUAUGCAGAAUGCCUUGACGGUUUUCGAUGUGGGGAGGGGGAAGAUGAGGUUUUUGGGGAGGGAGUUUUAUUGAGUUUGUCGAUAGGGAUAUGUGAGGGAGGGGAAGUGAUGGGAAGGGAAAGGAGAGGAUAUUGGGAAAGGGGAAGGGGAGGAUAUUGGGG
This is a messenger RNA of Neurospora crassa OR74A, 1580 nucleotides long. Its product is annotated as aspartic-type endopeptidase. NCBI's taxonomy places the organism in Eukaryota, Fungi, Ascomycota, Sordariomycetes, Sordariales, Sordariaceae. The record is from RefSeq and is a predicted model, not a curated record. Gene Ontology annotation, biological process: proteolysis. Gene Ontology annotation, cellular component: fungal-type vacuole. The transcript has 4 exons. Gene Ontology annotation, molecular function: aspartic-type endopeptidase activity. The coding region runs from base 113 to 1492 and encodes 459 amino acids.